Messenger RNA from Colletotrichum orchidophilum, 2559 nucleotides. Its product is annotated as ferric reductase like transmembrane component. Bases 1 to 2559 code for a protein of 852 amino acids. The transcript has a single exon. Gene Ontology annotation, cellular component: plasma membrane. The record is from RefSeq and is a predicted model, not a curated record. Lineage: Eukaryota; Fungi; Ascomycota; Sordariomycetes; Glomerellales; Glomerellaceae. Gene Ontology annotation, molecular function: ferric-chelate reductase activity. Gene Ontology annotation, biological process: copper ion import; intracellular iron ion homeostasis; iron ion transport.
AUGGCUACUCGUAUCCGUGACAUGGCAGAUGCUGCCACUAGGACAGUAGCGCAACUCGCGAAGCGCAUCGCCAUCACCCCCAAACCCGACAGCCCGCCCGGUCUAAUUGAGGCCCUGACAGUUGACCCUUGGUCCAAGUCUGGAAAAUAUGGAAUGGGGUGGACUUACUUCGCACUGGCCCUUAUGGGAACAGUUUUGUUCAUGCGAUUCUGGCACUUUUGGCAGGACAAGAUCCGCCAAGCCAUCUACAAGCAGGAGGUGGAGGAGUACUAUGCCAACCUCUACAAUACCGAUCCUGACUACGCCCACGCAAUGCAAACGGGACAGGCACAACAUUUCUUCCCGGAUUCUGAAGGUCUAGGCGAGAAGCAAUUCAAACCCAAGGCUCACUUCUCCUCAGUCGGCUUCGUCAACGAUACCUUGGCCCUCUUCCGCUGGGUCUUUUACCGGCCCAUUCCUGACUUUGUUUGGGGCAGCCACCGAUUCACCUUCUCCUCGCUCGCCGUAGUCACUUGUGGUCUCAUUGCCUUGGCUUUCGUGACGCUUUACUGCUUUCUCCAGCAACCGCUUUACUGGCAGAGCAUUCAAUUUGGUUCACCACCCGUCGCUAUCCGAGCUGGCAUGAUCGCCGUUGCCUUGACACCUUGGAUCAUUGUAACGAGCAUGAAGGCGAACAUCUUGUCCAUCCUGAUCGGCAUUGGCCCAGAACGCCUCAACGUCUUCCAUCGGUGGGCAGGUUAUCUCUGCCUGUUUUUGUCGCUCGUACACACGAUCCCAUUCUACAUUCAACCAGUCUGGGAUGACGGUGGUAUGGAUGUUUUCUCUCGCCUUUUCCCCGGUGGAAGUGGCAUCAUCUACGGUACCGGCAUCGCCUGUCUUGUGCCACUGGUCUGGCUUUGCGUCGCUUCUCUCCCAUUCAUUCGCCGGAUCGCAUACGAGCUCUUUGUCAUGCUACAUGUGCCUGUCGGUAUGGUGUACGUGGGGCUCUUGUUUUGGCACACCAAGAAUUACCUGGCUUCUUGGGACUACCUCUGGGCGACAAUCGGCAUCUGGGUUCUCUGCUAUGCCAUUCGCCUGAUCAAUCUGAAUUGGACAAGGCCAUGGCGAUUGAGCUUCAUGGUUGGUGACGAGGCGGCCAUCAGCCUCCUUGCUGAGAACGCCAUCAAGAUAACCAUUCCGACGCAGAUGAGGUGGAAGCCUGGUCAAUUCGUUUACCUUCGCAUGCCAGGAGUCGCAUUCUUCGACAACCACCCCUUUACCAUCUCAUCGCUCUGCAGUGAAGAUUUCCCCUCUGAAUACGGCGAGCAGUACCGUGACUGCGUGUUGGUCUUCAAGCCGUACGGUGGCUUUACUCGAAAGGUCCUAGACAUGGCGAUUGAGAGAGGGCCAUUCCACACAUAUCGCGCCUUCUUGGACGGGCCCUAUGGGGGCAUGCGAAGAGAUCUCGCAGCCUUUGAUACCUGCAUCCUGAUUGCAGGUGGGAGCGGCAUCACGGCAUUGAUGUCGCAAUUACUCAACUUGAUCAAGCGUAUGCGUGAUGGAAAAGCCAUUACAAGGAAGGUAGUCGUGGUCUGGGCCCUCAAGAGACUUGAGGCCAUGGACUGGUUCCGUGAAGAGCUCAGGAUCUGCCGCGAGUCUGCACCACCAGAGAGUGUUACCUGCAAGUUUUUCGUCACUUCGGCAGUGCGCAACCGAGCAAUGAUGAUGGCCGGCCAAGACCGUCCUGCCCCUCGAGCCUUGAGUCACAUGUUCCACGACAAGCUGGAUGGCUUUGUGGCGGGGAUUGCUUCCAAGCGCAACUCCGCCCUGAUCCAGUCUGUCGCACAAGGCGAUCCUGACCGAGAGCAGGAAUUGCGCGCCGAGCAGGAGGACAGAAUUACCGCACUUCCGCAACAAAAAUAUCUACAACCCCAUCAAUAUCCUCCACCACCCCCGGGACCACCGCCCUCCAAUCGCUUCUCUGCUCAGGAAGAUUCAUUACGCAAGCUCGAGGGCCGGGAAUACGACGAAGAGGAAUAUACAGAUUCCAAGAAGCGCGAGUUCCACUUCCCUCCGAUCAACACGAAAGGCGAGGUGCCGCACUUCAACUACGCCCCAGCUUCCCCAAAGAAGGUACCCGAUACAAGCCCGCGAAACUCGGAUGUGCCAAUACGCCCCCCGGAGUUAGCUCACUUGAGGACAACCAACCUCCCAAGCGCAGGUCAGAUCCGUCCAACCAGCACAUUCGGCCCGCCGUCAGGCUUUGACUUUGGCUUCCCGGAGACGCCAACAGAGUUCCAAAAGAGUCUGAUGCGCUUCGCUUUCCCCGUGCCCCAUCAAAUCGACGGUGGCUGGAGCGUCGAGUAUGGCCGGCCGGACCUCGGUUACAUGCUAAAGGAGUGGGCGACGGGCGGUGCCGACGGGAGAGGCAUCCUCGGCAGGCGUACCGCGGUGUUUGUGUGCGGGCCACCAGCCAUGCGUGUUGGUGUGGCGAACACGGUCGCCCGGCUUCAAGCGGCGAUUUGGGGUGACGAUAUGCUCGAGGAGAUUUACUUACAUACUGAGAACUACGCCCUCUAA